AUGGUUAUCAGUCACAAUACUUUGGCAUUUACCUUCGGCAUGCUAGGUAAUGUCAUUUCGUUCUUGGUAUUCUUGGCUCCAAUGCCAACUUUUUACCGGAUAUACAAGAAGAAAUCAACGGAGGGUUUUCAGUCACUGCCUUACUUGGUGGCAUUGUUCAGUUCCAUGCUUUGGUUAUACUAUGCUUUACUCAAAAGAGAUGCUUUUCUCCUCAUUACCAUUAACUCAUUCGGAUGUGUUGUAGAGAUGAUCUACAUUGUCUUGUACAUCACCUAUGCAACCAGGGAUGCUAGGAACUUAACUAUUAAGCUAUGUUUGGCAAUGAACGUGGGCUCCUUUGCUUUGAUCCUCUUCGUCACACACUUUGCUGUGCAUGGUCCCCUUCGUGUGCAAGUCCUUGGAUGGAUUUGUGUUUCUAUUUCAGUCAGUGUCUUUGCAGCACCAUUGAGCAUUGUGGCACAAGUUGUACGUACGAAGAGUGUAGAGUUUAUGCCCUUCAAUUUGUCAUUUACCCUCACAUUGAGUGCCAUAAUGUGGUUUGGUUACGGUCUCUUUCUCAAGGACAUAUGCAUUGCUCUUCCAAAUGUGCUUGGUUUUGUACUGGGGUUACUUCAAAUGCUGCUCUACAUAAUUUACAGAAAAGGAAAUAAGAAGACUAAUGCAAUGGAAAAGAGUCCGCCAGAGCCACUAAAAAAUAUUGUUGUAUCGACCCCGUUGGGAAGUGGAGAAGUGUUUCCUGUGCAGGAAGAUGAACAAACAAAAAAGAGUGAAGAAGAUAUAGACAAGAAAUAG
This is a messenger RNA of Abrus precatorius (Indian licorice), 792 nucleotides long. Its product is annotated as bidirectional sugar transporter N3-like. The record is from RefSeq and is a predicted model, not a curated record. The transcript has 6 exons. NCBI's taxonomy places the organism in Eukaryota, Viridiplantae, Streptophyta, Magnoliopsida, Fabales, Fabaceae. Gene Ontology annotation, biological process: carbohydrate transport. Gene Ontology annotation, cellular component: membrane. Gene Ontology annotation, molecular function: sugar transmembrane transporter activity. Bases 1 to 792 code for a protein of 263 amino acids.